CGUUCGGGCGUUCGGGCGUUCGGGCGUUCGGGCGUUCGGUCCCGCCGGCGCCAUGGGUUUCCUCCACCUGCUGCUGGUGGAGAACUUCAAGUCAUGGCGCGGCCGCCAGGCCCUCGGCCCCUUCAGGAAAUUCACCUGCGUCAUCGGGCCCAACGGCUCGGGAAAGUCAAAUGUAAUGGACGCACUUAGUUUUGUGAUGGGAGAAAGAACAGCUAAUUUAAGAGUCAAACGUAUCCAGGAGCUUAUUCACGGAGCACAUAUUGGGAAGCCUGUCUCUACUACUGCAAGUGUGAAAGUUGUGUAUAUUGAAGAAAACGGAGAAGAGAAAACAUUUUCCAGAAUUAUCCAUGGGGACUGUUCAGAGUUUCGCUUCAACGAUAACCAUGUCAGUCGUUCUGCUUACGCCGCAGAAUUGGAAAAAAUUGGCAUAAUAAGCAAAGCCAGGAACUGUCUGGUUUUUCAGGGAACAGUGGAAUCGAUUGCAAUGAAAAAACCAAAGGAAAGAACUCAGCUUUUUGAACAAAUUAGCAAUUCAUGGGAGCUUAGUGAAGAUUAUGAAGCAAAGAAAAAAAAAGUGCAAAAGGCAGAAGAAGAUGCCCAGUUUAAUUUCAACAAGAAAAAGAAUGUGGCUGCAGAGCGCAAGCAUGCCAAACUAGAGAAGGAAGAGGCCGAGCGAUACCAGGUCCUCUUUGAAGAGCUACAGGGAAACAAGGUACAGCUGCAGCUUUUUCAGCUUUAUCACAAUGAGAAAAAAAUCGAACUUCUAAGCAUGCAACUAGAUGAAAAGAAUAUGGCCCUGAGCAACAUCAAAGACAGCCUCGCCGAUGAUGAAGACGUAGUGAAAGCCAAGAAAAAGGAAGCUGGGAAGCGAACCAGAGAGGUGCAGCAAAUGGAAAAAGAGUACAAGACUUUAGAGGACUUGUUGAGUCGGGGGAAAAUUAAGUACAUUAAAGCCAAGGAACAAACGUCUCAUGCCCUCAAGAAAUUGGAGAUGGAGUCGGAGGGCAUUCGGGAGGCCGAAGAGCAGUGUGCUAAGCAGGAAGCUGAGGAAAGAGCCCUGAAAAUGGAGCUGGAUGACUUAGAGAGAGCUUGGAGGAGGUUCGAAAGGCAGAUUGAAGAAGAAUUGCUAAGCAGAGGAAGAGAUGUUGAACUGGAGUCAAAUCAGCUGGAGCAGUAUAAGGAGCUGAAGGAACGAGUGAGAAAGAAAGUGGCUUUGGUGGCCCAGCAGCUGGAAAAAUUAGAGUGGGAGCAGAAAGCUGAUGAAGAGAAAAUGGCAUUUGAUCAGAAGAGACAAGAAGAAGUGGAGGGGACUCUAAAACAAGUUAAGGAACAGAUAGAAGAUCUGAAAAAGCGCAUGGAAAAAUUGGAGGAAUAUGCAAAGAUAUGCAUCACUUGUUUGAAAGAGAAAAAAGAACAAGAAGAAGCCCUAACUACUGAAAUUGAGAAUUCGAAACUGCGAAUGGCUGAAGUGAAUGAGGAGCUGAACUUUGCUAUUGGGGAACUGCAGAAUGCCCGAAUCGAUCACCACGAGGAAAAGCGCCAGCAACGGAGAGCUGAGAUUCUGGAGGGCCUCAAAAGACUUUAUCCGGAUGCUGUGUUCGGAAGACUGCUGGAUCUGUGCCACCCCAUUCACAAGAAAUAUCAGCUGGCCGUGACGAAGGUCUUCGGCAGAUUCAUCAACGCCAUCGUCGUGACCUCGGAAAAGAUAGCGAGGGAGUGCAUUCGGUUCCUGAAGGAGGAAAGAGCUGAGCCGGAGACGUUCCUUGCCCUGGACUACCUCGAUAUCAAGCCAAUCAAUGAACGAUUGAGGGAGAUUAAAGGAUCCAAAAUGGUCAUCGAUGUUGUUCAGACCCCUUCUCCCCAGCUGAAGAAGGUCAUUCAGUUCGUCUGUGGCAACGGUCUCGUGUGUGAGACGUUGGAAGAAGCGAGACGCAUCGCAUUCCACGGGCCGGAGCGGCUCAAAACCGUGGCUCUUGAUGGAACGUUGUUUUUGAAAUCUGGGGUCAUUUCCGGAGGGUCAAGUGAUUUAAAAUAUAAAGCGAGAUGCUGGGAUGAAAAGGAAAUGAACACACUAAAAGAGAGAAGAGACCAACUAAUUAUGGAACUAAAGGAACUGAUGAAGAUAAAACGGAAGGAAGUGGAUCUGAAACAAAUCCAGGCUCUGGCCCUAGGGACUCAGACAAGACUCAGGUAUUCCCAGGGUGAACUAGAGACAGUUAGGAAGAAACACCUUGCUAACUUCUACAAGGAACAAUCACAGCUGGAAAGCGAACUAUUAAAUAUUAAGUCCCAGCUUGCCAUGCUGAACGAAGGAAUUCUAGAAAGGAAGAAGAGGAUUGAAGGAUUCCAAAAGAAAAUUGAUAAGGUGGAAGAUGAAAUAUUCCAGGAAUUCUGUGAAGAAAUUGGUGUGAGGAAUAUUCGUGAAUAUGAAAAGAAACAUUUGAAGAAGCAACAAGAGAUUGACAAAAAGAGACUGGAGUUUGAGAAACAGAAGACUCGGCUCAGCGUCCAGCUUGAAUACAGCCGCGACCACCUGAAGAAGAAGCAGAGUAAGAUACUGGAGUUGAAAAAAGCAGUUCACGGCGGGAGCGAGGAAAUUGAUGAGCUGAAGAAGGCUGAGAAAAAGUGCUUGCAGUUUGUGGAGGAAGUCAAGGUUCAACAGGCCCAACUCAGGAAUCUGGUUGAAAUGAAGAAUUCUGAACUUCAGAACUUCCAAACCCUGGUGGAGGAAGCAAGGAAAAAGUUUUUGACUACUAAUAGGGAAGUGGGCACCCUACAGAAAGAAGUGGUAGCCAUCGAGGCCUCCCUGGAACAGAAGAGGCUAGAGAGGCACAACGUGCUCCUGGACUGCAAGGUGCACGACGUCGACAUCCAUCUCGUGUUGGGCUCCUUGGACGAUAUCAGCCAAGUGGAGCCCGGAACAGAGCCAGAGAGCACCCAGGCCACGUCCGUCAUCUUCGAAAGGGAAGCGGCGAUUGAGAUAGACUACAGAAGUCUGAGAGAGGAUCUAAAGGAACUGCGAUCGGACAAGGAGGUCCAGACCCACCUCGACCACCUCCAGAAGCAAAUCGAGGCCCGGGAAGACAUCCUGAUGAAGACAGCUGCCCCGAACAUGCGAGCCCUGCAGAAGUUGCAGACCGUCCGAGAUAAGUUCCAAGAGUCGGCAGAGGCUUUUGAGGCCAGCAGAAAGGAAGCCAGGAUCUGUAGGCAAGAAUUUGAACAGGUGAAGAAAAGGAGAUAUGACCUCUUCAGCCAGUGUUUUGAGCACGUCUCGGUGUCUAUCGAUCAAAUCUACAAGCUGCUGUGCAGAAACAGCAGCGCUCAAGCGUUUCUGAGCCCGGAGAACCCGGAGGAGCCAUACCUGGAAGGCAUCAGCUAUAACUGCGUGGCGCCCGGGAAACGGUUUAUGCCCAUGGACAACCUUUCCGGAGGAGAGAAGUGCGUGGCCGCCCUGGCCCUCGUGUUCGCCAUACAGAGCUUCCGCCCCGCUCCUUUCUUCGUCAUGGAUGAAGUGGACGCGGCCCUGGAUAACACCAACAUUGGCAAAGUGUCGAGUUACAUCAAGGAGCAGAGCCGGGAGCAGUUCCAAAUGAUAGUCAUCUCCUUAAAGGAAGAGUUCUAUUCCAAGGCGGAUGCGCUGAUCGGAGUCUAUCCAGAGCAAGACGACUGCAUGUUUAGCCAAAUGCUGACUCUGGACCUGACUCUCUACCCGGAGCCCGGAGAGAGCGAACGAAAGAAGAAAUCCAUGGGAAGCUCCAGGCCCAGUGACUAAGACGCCCCCUCACCGGUGCACGGUACCCGCCGGCUCCCAGGAGGUCGGGUGGUUCUUCAGAAAAAUCCCAACCCGAAUUCACCUGGGCUUCGAGGGGCGGCGGGGGAGGCGGAAAGUCCCUCGGACGGCCGGACUCCGUUAAACCUACCGCUUAGUUCCGUGAAGUUCCCGAGGUCAGAGGCAUCCGAAGGAAGCCGAAGUAGCUGCCGGUUUGAUUGUUGGGAACACCAAGCCGGGCUUUCUUCGAAAUAAACUCCCUCGCUUCGGCGCCUCGCGAAAGA
Ornithorhynchus anatinus (platypus) is the source of this 4053-nucleotide messenger RNA. RefSeq names its product structural maintenance of chromosomes 1B (gene SMC1B). Gene Ontology annotation, cellular component: nucleus; cohesin complex; chromosome. Gene Ontology annotation, molecular function: DNA binding; ATP binding; ATP hydrolysis activity. The transcript has 25 exons. The record is from RefSeq and is a predicted model, not a curated record. Gene Ontology annotation, biological process: sister chromatid cohesion. Lineage: Eukaryota; Metazoa; Chordata; Mammalia; Monotremata; Ornithorhynchidae. Bases 53 to 3772 code for a protein of 1239 amino acids.